AUGUGCCUUAGCCGUAGUUAUUUUCUCUUCUUAUCAUUACAUUCUAGCUGCAUUCUCUGUUUAAUUAACGAACAUUUAUCCACCCUUGACAACAAUAAAAAAAUUCUUUCAUUUGGGGAGGAUUCAACAGACGCUGUCUAUCACGCUUUUGUUCAAAUUGGAUCAGAACUUCACUAUUUUCAAGAUAUUUCUUACCAAGACAGUAUUUUGUUGCCAAUUGUCACAAAUAAGAAGCUUGAUAGCCACGAUUUUACAAAGGAUAAUAAACAAAAAAUUAAAUUGUUUGAAGAGGAAAUGACGGACUUUGGAAUUACAACGUUUGGGGUAAGUUGA
This is a messenger RNA of Meloidogyne enterolobii, 333 nucleotides long. Lineage: Eukaryota; Metazoa; Nematoda; Chromadorea; Rhabditida; Meloidogynidae. The record is from the annotation of a GenBank genome assembly.